AUGCAACGCGUCCAAACGCAAGUCCGCGCGGCUCUGCCGCUGCUCGAGGAGAUUAAAGCCAACGUGACGAUUAGGACUAAGUAUACGGAGAUUAUAAUGAAGGAAUGCGCGGAUCAGGCGGGAAUCGCGCUGUACCACUUGGGACUGGCGGCCGACCGGCUCUCCUCGGAAUCAGCGCGCGGCGCGCGCCCCUGGCGGCGGAACUGCUGGCGGAACUGGCGGCGGCGCUGGUGGCAGCGGAAUGGUGGACGUACCGUACUGGCUGGCGGCGGCGCAGCGCCAGAUGCGCAACUGCAUGAGCGCACUCAAUUACUUCACCCCGCCGUCGCUGCAGUCCCCAGCUGGAGUAGCCCUCACAGUGAGUUAGAGGCUCACAGUGAUGCAGGGGCAGGGCACUGCUCCUUCUGCCUUUUCCCUCCCCUCGCCUGCUCACAUCCGAGGGCACAGCUCCUUCUGCCUUUUCCCUCCCCGCACAACACCUUCCCUUGUGCCCUCCCCUCCCCUUCUGCCCCCCCUCCCCUUGUGCCCUCCCUGCCCUUGUGCCCUCGCUCCCCUUGUGCACUCCGCUCCAUUUGUGCCCUUCCCUCUCCUCCUUCACAGAAUGUAACCGAUCAGUGCGAGUCACUUCUUGAGACUGCCGUGGCUCUUUUAAGUCCACUCGCUACACCUCCCCCUUGUGCCCGCCCCUACCCUUGUGCCCGCCCCUACCCUUGUGCCCGCCCCUUCCCUUUUGCCCUCCCCUCCCCUCGUCCGCAGAAUGUAACCGAUCAGUGCGAGUCCCUCCUCGAAACCGCAGUGGCUUUGGCCUCUGCUGACGUGCCACUCCUGGAUCCUGCCACGUGUCAGCAGCAGCAACAAUCCCUCGCGCAGCAGCGGCAGCAGCAGGCAAAGCAGCAGGGAGGGGGGCCCGAGGGAUACGAGGCGCCAGCGUGGGUAGAUGUGGUAUCCUUUGAGUCGACUCAAAAGGCAGCAGGGCACGCAGGGGCAGCAGGGGUAGCAGCAGGGGCGGGGGGUGAGAGAUACGAGGCGCCAGCAUGGGUAGACGUGGCACUUUAUAAGCAGAUAAAGGCCUUUCAGAAGAGAAUAGCAGCAGGGGUAGGGAUAGGGGCAGGAGCAGGGGCAGGAGCAGCGGGAGUGGCGGCAGGAGGCGUGGGACUGAUUCUGGAUGCAGUGGUGGGGCGAGGGGAGCAGUACACGCGCAUUCAGCAAGCACUGGACGCAGCACCCCCAGCUGUCGAAGCCCCUCGCCCAUACCUCAUCUUCAUCCGAGCAGGGCGGUACCGGGAGCAGGCGGAUGGCUCACUUGACGCAGCCCCAGCCCAAGCCAGUGGGUCCCCUCGCCCAUACAUCAUCUUCAUCCGAGCAGGGCGGUACCGGGAGCAGGUGCGCGUGGGGAGGGAAGGCGUGGUGCUGGUGGGGGAGGGGGCUGACAAGACCGUCAUUACUGGCAACGCCAGUGUUGCUGAUGGCGCAUCCACGUACGGCUCUGCCACUGUAGGCCGAUUCAUGGCAGUGGGGAUCCAAAUAGAGAACACAGCAGGGCCACGUGGCAAGCAGGCAGUGGCUCUCAAGAUCUCCGCCGAUCGCUCUGCCGUCUACGACAGCGCCAUCACGGGCCACCAGGACACGCUCUGUGUGGACGCCGGGCGGCAGUACUACAAGAACUGUUACAUCUCAGGGUUCACAGAUUUCAUCUUUGGGGAUGCGGCCGCGUUGAUCGACCGAUCGACGGUGGAGAUGCGCUCGGGGAAAUCGACGGCUGUGAUCACGGCGUCCGGGAGGGAGAGUAACACCCCCACGGGGAUUGUGAUUCGCGGGUGUAAUGUGACGGCAGGGGAGGGGGUGAAGGAGGGCUCGUUUGGGCGGCCGUGGAAAAAUUGCUCGCGGGUUGUGAUGAUCGACAAUUACCUUCCAAAGGUGAGUGUGCACGGGUGGUGGUGA
Molecule: messenger RNA, 1941 nt
Organism: Closterium sp. Naga37s-1
Lineage: Eukaryota; Viridiplantae; Streptophyta; Zygnematophyceae; Desmidiales; Closteriaceae
Source: the annotation of a GenBank genome assembly